GGGUAUUUCUCGACGGCAUUGGUGCUGUGAAGGAAACGGCGAUCUUGUGUGCGUAUGAAAAAGUGAUUAGAAGUCGUGGUGCAAACGGCGUACAGAUUUUGUCAGCUUUGCUUUGAGGAGACUGGACAAGGUGUUCUAUAUCGAUCGGUAGCAGAGUUUACGGAAUCCGUGUCGUGAAGGACUCUUCAGGUCGUUGGUGUUCCAUACUUGACACGCAACUCCAAGCACAUCCAGGAUGAAUCCGCUGCGCCUUCCGCUUCUGUUCACGGCGAUUCUACUAACCAUCAAUGUGACGUGUCAGAAAGUGCGGAUAGGCGAGUGUCCUGACGUCGAGCCCGUCCUCAACUUCAACGCCACUGCCUUCAGCGGACUCUGGUACGAGAACCGCAAGUACGUCAACCGCUUCACGCUGGGCCAGAAGUGCGUCACGACCAGGAUCAGCUCCAACGCCGACUCGGUGCUCGUUUUCGACACCCUGGGCUACGAGAAGUUCUUCAAACCGGUGCGCCUGCGGGGUUUCGCCCUCCAGACGUAUGGCCCUGACGUUGGCGCCUUCUCCGUCGGAGUGCCGAUCGCUGAGGACCUCAGCAACCCAAACCUGAAUGUCAUCGAUAUCGACUACGAUCAGUACGCGAUUCUGUACAGCUGCCGGACCAAGAUGGGCGGUCUGAGCCACCUGGAGUGGCUGUGGGUGCUGUCUCGCACCCCGUACCUAACGGCGCCCACCCUCACCGCCAUUCUUCUGCGCCUGUCCCACCACGGGUUUCGACCGCUGGCACUGCAUCCCACCGAGCAGAACUUCUGUCCAGACAACAUACCUGGCGUGUAGCGAGGGGUCAUGUGUCGUUCAGUUGUCAUAGGGAUGCGCAGAGAGUCCAGAGGCACAGCUGUGGAUUUGAACUAAGAUAUGGUUGAUAAUGUGGAACACGUAGGUAUUGAAUAAAUGA
Molecule: messenger RNA, 947 nt
Organism: Amphibalanus amphitrite
Lineage: Eukaryota; Metazoa; Arthropoda; Thecostraca; Balanomorpha; Balanidae
Product: apolipoprotein D-like
Exons: 1
Coding region: 236-829 (197 amino acids)
Molecular function (GO): pigment binding
Source: RefSeq, a predicted model, not a curated record